This is a messenger RNA of Epinephelus fuscoguttatus (brown-marbled grouper), 6472 nucleotides long. RefSeq names its product inositol polyphosphate-4-phosphatase type I Aa (gene inpp4aa). The coding region runs from base 1 to 2460 and encodes 819 amino acids. Gene Ontology annotation, molecular function: phosphatidylinositol-3,4-bisphosphate 4-phosphatase activity. Lineage: Eukaryota; Metazoa; Chordata; Actinopteri; Perciformes; Serranidae. Gene Ontology annotation, cellular component: cytoplasm. The transcript is spliced from 18 exons. The record is from RefSeq and is a predicted model, not a curated record.
AUGUCACCGUGGGUCAGGUCAGCGGAGAACGAGCGUGUGGGGAACAUCACCGUCAUCGCCUGGCAGAUAGAGGAGAAGCGCGAGCAGAGGGCUCCUGUUGCAAGGUUACAGAGAGGAGACACUGUUAAUGGAAGGAUGGUUCUCCCUGUUGAUGAAAGCCUGACUGAAUCCAUGGGUAUUAGAUCCAAGUCUUCAUCUCUGUGUAAAGACCCUCUGCUAAAGGCUGUUUUCGGGGGCGUCAUGUCGCGAACGUACCGGUUCCCCACCACGGACGGCAACCACCUUCGGAUCCUGGAGCAGAUGGCGGAGAGCGCGCUCUCCCUGCAUAUUCCUCGACAGUUUGUGAAGCUGCUGCUGGAGGAAGACGCUGUCAGGGUGUGUGAGCUAGAGGAGCUGGGUGAGCUGUCCGCGUGCUGGGAGAACCUCAGGAGGCAGAUCAUCACGCAGUAUCAGACCAUCAUCCUCACCUACCAGGAGACCAUAAGUGACCUGCAUGAAUACAAAGGUCCGUCAUUUAAAUCCAGUACGUUGAAAGCUGAGAGGAAGUUGGAGUUUAUUCCUACUAACCUGCACAUCCAGAGGAUGAGAGUACAGGGAGAGACUGGCUAUGACCGGACAUACGAUGUUGUGACCAUCGGUGCUCCUGCAGCACAUCAUCAAGGCUUUAAAGGCUGCGGCCUCCGAAAACUGCUGCACAAGCUGGAAGAAGCCAGGAAACACACUUACGAGGAGGAAAGCUCUGCAGGCUCUGGCUCUAAAGUGAUGGCGUACCAGCCUCAGGAUGUUGUGAAAGCGAAGGAGCUGAUUGGUCAAAUAAACACUCUGAAGACACAAGUGUGUUACUACACCGAACGUCUGUCUCGAGCCGCCAAGGAGCGCUCAGCCAACGCUCUGGAGAGAACCCUGGCCAUCCUAACAGAGAAGACUCGUCAGUUGGUGACCGUGUGCGACUCCAAGCUGCUGUCCACAGCCAUCCUCGCCCUGGCAGCCGCCCGCCCAGAGUUGACUCAGCGAAGCACCCCAUCCCCGUCCUCCUCCUCCCUCUCACCCUCCUCACGUUCCCCAUCACGCUCCCCCUCCCGCCACCCGACCUCCCCGUCACGUGCUGCCACCUCGCCCUCUCGCCAUGCGGCUCCACCGGAGGGCAGCGAAGGGAGUAAAAACAAGCGUGCUUCCUUGCAGGCAGAUUUACACGAGGAGGAGUGGGAGAAGGUUUGGCUAAAUGUUGAUAAGAGCCUGGAGUGUGUGAUCCAGAGGGUGGACCGGCUGCUGCAUCGGGACAAAAUCCAGAGCGACAGCAGCUCUGAGGACGUCUUCCUGCUCGCCAAUGAGGAGCCGAGCAGCACUAAGAAAGAUAUCAGCCCAGAGGUAGAAAAGGUGGAAAAGACCUCUCCAGGUGAAUGGAGCGAGGCUUUGUACCCACUCCUCACCACUCUGACGGACUGUGCGUCUCUAAUGAGCGACAAAGCCAAGAAGGCCAUGGUGUUCCUGCUGAUGCAGGACAGCGCCCCCACCAUCGCCAUGAGCCUCACCCUGCAAUAUCGCCGCGACGUCGUCUUCUGCCAGACGCUGACGGCACUGAUCUGUGGCUUCGUCAUCAAGCUGAGGAACUCUCUCUGUGACUCGGGCUUCCUCAGGCAGCUACACACCAUCGGCUUACUGGUGCAGUACGAGGGCCUGCUCAGCACCUAUGGUGAGGAGCUGGCCAUGUUGGAGGACAUGAGCGUCGGAGUGAUGGACCUGAGAAAUGUCACCUUUAAAGUCACCCAGGCAACUACGGGCUUUGCCCCAGACAUGCUGCCGGUGAUCACAGGAAACAGAAGUGGCUUCAACGUCAGGGUCCCGAUGCCCGGGGUGAUGUUCGACACUCUGCCGCGAGAGAUCCAGAACGGGAUGCUGCUGCGCGUACAGCCCGUCCUAUUCAACGUGGGGAUCAACGAACAGCAGACGCUGGCUGAGAAGUUUGGAGACACGUCACUACAAGAGGUGAUCAACAUGGAGAGCAUGACUCGCCUCAGCUCGUACUAUGACCAAUUUAAAGAAGUCCUGCCAGAAGACUGCCUGCCUCGCUCCCGCAGCACCACCAGUCUGCCCGAGCUGCUUAAACAGCUGAGCCAGAGCGUGAACGCCAAGAAAAGCAAGAACGUGGAGAUUCUGUGGCAAGCAGCCGAGGCAUGUCGCCGCCUGAAUGGAGUGCGUUUCACCAGCUGUAAGAGCGCCAAGGACCGCACGGCCAUGUCCCUGACCCUGGAGCAGUGUCAGAUCCUGCAGCAGGAGCACGCCCUUGCCCCACAGGUCUUCUACCAGGCCUUGGACUGUAUGCGCAGCGAGGGCUGCAGGAGAGAGAACACCAUGAAGAAUGUGGGAUGCCGUAAAUACGCCUUUAACUCUCUCCAGCUCAAGGCCUUCCCCAAACAAUACCGCCCUCCAGAGGGGACGUACGGGAAAGUUGAGACCUAAGCGGACUCCUCGAGGCGGAGGAACACCAAAAGACUGACGGGGAUAAUGAUGAUAGCACCACACGAAAAUACCAAACACAAACUGGAACAACAGCCCUUUGUUUUGUGCUUAGUCACUGUUAAGAUGAUUAAUGUCCAAGUGCCAGUGCUACUGUAGAUUGUUUUAUAGCAGUUUCCCCCUCUCUUCCAGUAGUACUAGACUCACACACUUUUCACAGCCACAUCACAGCCAGAAACAGUAACAGUGGCUUUCUGUGUGACAUCGUAGCCAGUGUGCAGACAACACUGUUGGCGCCUGUACCAGUCGUAGCAUCAGGAAGCGUUCAGCUGAGUCAUUUUAACUCGUGUCCCUAGAAAUAAGAUAUGCAGCCAUUAGAAAGAUGGUGUGGGACUCAUGUUUGUGCUUCUCCCUAAUGCUUUUAUUUCAUUUUAUCAGUUUGUCUGUUAAAGAUAAGAAGGUAUUCUGUUUCUUUUCUUAUUAUCAACAAAUCCCAUGCAAAGACCAAAACCUGCAAUGACCUUAUCAGAUGAGUACUGGCUACUGAUUCUGACGGUGCAGAGCUCCAGUGUCCUCCAAAAACUAUAGACCAAAUCAGAGUGACAUCGCUCUAACAACAACAGUCACCUAGUCAGACAACCGGCAGUUGAGUUCAGUUGUGGAGAUAUGUGAAUUUAAUUAUUAAAAAUGAUUUCUGUUGUCAUUUUCAGCCAUAGCUGCAACGUUUAAAGAUGAUAUUGUUCGACACUGUAGCCAAACCUGUCUGACUUUCCUGCUGUGCUUUUUUUAUGUACUUUGUUGCUUGGCAAGCAUCUUCCAUAAAUCAAAUCAACCAGUGCGGAAGUUAAACAACAAACUACUGUGGACGGGGGCUGUGGCAAAAUAUAUUUUAGCCAUAUAAAAGAUCCGCCCUUAAAAAAUCAAUAUCCAUUUAAGUGUACGCAAUAUUUGAAAAAUAUUUCCACUGCUUUACCUUAGAACCAGAAACUCCUGUGUUUUGCAAAGUAAAAUUACUGCUUUUGUCAAUGUUCUAAAUAUAGCAUACACUUAAACUGAUAUUGAUUUCUUUUUUAUAGGUGGCUAAAAGCUAUCCAGUUGAGGCAGGGUUUGUUUUGUUUACUGAGCCCUUUAAAAAACUGUGUGUGCAAUAUAUCCUUAUCCAACGGUUCGUAUGAUAUCUAACGAAUAACCGCACCAUGAAUGACAUUACUUUCGUAAUGUAAAGUUACAUACCUGGUGUAAAGUUGCAUGGGUUGGAUUUAGGAAAAGAAAAGAUGAUGGACCUUAAAAUGACUCAUUUCUGCCCCGUUUCCACCCAACAUUUUCAGUACCAUUGGAACCAACAGUAACCCUUCAGACAUGGUACCUAGACCCUAGCGUUUCCACUGCAAACACUCUUAAAAGUGGGCGGGGUUGUUGUCACUCACUGCUCCAUCUAGCACCCACUGUAUUUCUUCUUUUAUCAGUCUGCACCUCGUUCAUCGUCCACAGAACGAGGUUGCACGCUAACAUUUUCUGAACAAAAUAAAACAGGCUGCGGUGAGAGUCAUCUCUCCAUGUAGUCCUUCUCAGGCAAGCUGAGGGGUUUAGUGUUGCUGUAGCCCACAGGAAAGAUGCUCCGCGAUGCUUUUUUUCAUUUUAUAGGCACCCCAACAGAGGGGGGACCAAAAAUGGGGACGGUUGCGAACGGUUCCAUUGGUACCAUCCACAACUUUUCACAGUGGAAACGGGAAAAAAAAGCGUAUUGAACUGAACUGUACCGUACUGUUCGGUGGAUAUGGGGCUCUGGUUUCACACUAUUCUGAUCACCGAUCUCAUGCGAGAAAGUCCUGUGUUUUUUGACCCAUCCACCACCCCAACCUUUCUUAUUAUGCAUAAGAGACUUCAAGUCUUUGUACUAAUGAAGCUCAGACAGACAGUUGAAGACGAAGUCAUUCACCCUUUGCAGACAUGCUCACUCACUAUCUCGAGGUGACACUGUCCAGGCACAAAGAAACACCUUCUCUCUCACCCUAGCUCACUGCUCCUUAUUUUAAAUAUGGUUCUUUCUCUGCCGUAGUUCUUUCUUGCUGCUGUCAUGCACACCCUCCCCCUCCCCCUCCCCACCUAGACUUUACAGAUUCAUCAGCCUCAUCCACCUCAGCAGCCUCAGAGUCAUCAGCCACCACCACCAGUGUCUAGACUCCAUGUGGGGAUUUAUCUCGGUGCUGCUCAGAUGCCCCUCGAUCACAAAAUAUCUCCCUCCGGUGUCCAAGCGCCAAAGACUUCUGUUAAAUCUUAUUCAGCACAAAUCAUAUGUUAAUCUGUACACUCAUAUUCUGUAUUAAAUAUUAUAUUUGCUUCAUUCUUCUGUCUCUCCUGAUUGAACUACCGUCUUUACUACAGUUUUUUGUGCAUUAGAUUUAUGUGUUCAGGAGCAACAAAGGGAGUAAGGAAGUCCAAAGUAUUGAGAACCAAUCAAAGCAUUGCUGGUUUUUGGUCUUUUUAUGGGAUUCAUUGACAAUAAGAACAAUGAAGAAUAAUUUCAGUCUCAUCCUUUAAGGCUACACUAGGCAAAUUUCUGACCUAAAACACUGAGCAAAGCUACUUUGAGAGCACACAGAUCUUAUUAUAUUGGUCAAGACAAGUUAGGCCUAAUGGUAACAGCAGCAAAAAAGUAUGUGAUUGUCUGGAGAUUACAAAUUGUGACAACAUUUUUUGAGAAAUGAGUGUGUACCUUGCUGCCAUUUGAAGCUGCCUAUAUGUGAAGUUGCCCAGUGUAGCUUUGAUUAGACCAGUGGUUCCCAACUGGUGGCUUGUGAUCCAAAAGUGGGUCGCGGGUCCAUUCUUAAUGGACCACAAGUGACUCACAAUCAUGUCGAGUGUUUGUAAGAACACUGAAUUUCUGGCAUAGAGCUUUUAUUUUGAAGUGCCGUUUCCUGCUGUAGAGUGAGUUACUAACCGACAUGGCCAAACACAAGUAUGACACUGAAUAUAUUAAACUGUUUGGACCUUGAACUACUGAGUAAGGAGAAAUCUGGACCCUGGGACUGGACCAGUUGGGAACCACUGGAUUAAAUGAUCAGGUUGUCAAACAAAUGUCUUUGCCUGUUAACAUAUUUCUCUGGACCUAAAGUCAAAGCACUUGUUUUGUAUAUUUUAGUGCUUUUAGCCUGUUGCCUGUUUCCCUCCCACUGUCUCUCCUUCUUCUCGUCUUACUUCUUGAAACACAUAAAUAUUCACCAUAUCACUCUCUACAACAAGCACAGAUCUUAAAGACACAACUAUCUAACGACACUAUCUGGCUUUUGUAUCACAACGAGAUGUCUGAUGUGAUUUCUGAGGUCCUUCUGAUGCUUCGCUGGAGGCUUCAAUGAGGAGCUGGUUCAGUUGUGGUGCAUCACAUUAUUCAAUAAACAUAUCUACAGAUAUUUACGACAUUUCUGCAGGUUAUAUGCAGUACUAUAACGGUUCAAUAGCCCUUCAGACUUGCAUUUUUAUUUAUGACAAGUGUAUGUUCUCAGUUUUACAGCACUCUUGAAUUAUGCAGAACUUUGUGAUGGAAAUUGAAUAAAAGCUUCGUUAAUUUAACCUGCAUGAAGAUUUAAAAAAACUGCUUUCUACUAUUGCACUUGUAUACUGUUGCAAUCAAGAGUACCCAUGAGCACUUGAUGGAUGUUUUUAGACUGAAGUGAAAUAAUGCAUAUUGCAUUUUUCUACCGACCAUCAACAGCACCUCUUCUGUUGUCAGUUUACCAGCUCCGGGCUCCGAUGUACCUUAUUGUACAAAACUUACAGAGACAGUGGAUUUUAUUUUGAAAAUGUUAUUUUGCUUACAGUUGUUUUUGUUGAUACGGCUGUUGUUGCCAAAUGUUGUUUUAUCCAUUGUUAUUGAGUAAGUUAGGACCUUGUUCUGAUCAGUUGUGCAUGCACAGAGGUUGGACAGGGGAGUCUGGGAGACGCCUGCACCCCCACAGAGGUACCAAGUGAAACUCGAUGAUCAAUAAAGGCUUGUCAAUGCCAAAUUAGUGUGUUG